Messenger RNA from Bombyx mandarina (wild silkworm), 1193 nucleotides. Its product is annotated as gamma-glutamyl hydrolase A. Gene Ontology annotation, molecular function: gamma-glutamyl-peptidase activity. The record is from RefSeq and is a predicted model, not a curated record. Gene Ontology annotation, cellular component: vacuole. NCBI's taxonomy places the organism in Eukaryota, Metazoa, Arthropoda, Insecta, Lepidoptera, Bombycidae. Gene Ontology annotation, biological process: tetrahydrofolylpolyglutamate metabolic process.
UUAGAUGAUGUGACACAAUUUAUGCGCGUAAGACAGAAAAGCAUUGUAGUGUGCCUAGUUAGUGACUGUUUUAAUCUUAUAACAGCAAUAUUAUUAAGGUGGCUCUCGUUCUCCGGAGACGACUGGUUUACGGUGAUCACUAUGAAGAGUGCAUUGCUUUUGCUCUGGUUGUACGUUUUUCAUUGCGAAGGCGCUGUGAUAGUGGACAGCAAUGAGUACUCGGUCGUAAAUGACAGACCUAUAAUCGGUGUACUUUCUCAAGAACAAUCGUUUUACCUCCAUGGAAAAUUCCCUGAAGAGAACUACACAAGCUACAUUGCUUCUUCGUAUGUCAAAGACAUUGAGGCAUCGGGAGCUCGGGUUGUGCCUAUUCUGAUCGGUAAAGAUCGUUCGUAUUAUAAGGAGCUGAUGAAGAAAAUUAAUGGGGUAUUGAUUCCCGGGGGAGCAACGUACUUCAACCAAUCCAAUGGAUACGCUGACGCCGGUCAACACAUUUACGAGCUUGCUAUAGAAAUGAACGACGCCGGAGACUAUUUCCCGAUCUUCGGAACCUGUCUUGGUUUUGAGCUCCUCGUUAUCUUGGCCUCAGGGCGGGGAAAGAAAGAAAAUAGAAUCACUUGUCACUCUUUUGGAAAUCUGCCACUUGAUUUUACUUCAGAUUUUCGUUCGAGCAAAAUGUUUCGUGAAGUACCGGAAGACGUUGCCGACAUUUUGGCGAACCAGGACGUAACCAUUAACGCUCAUCAGUUCUGCAUCGUGGAUGAGAAUCUGAAAGCAUACAAUCUGACCGAUGACUGGCGUGUUACUUCACACUCGAAUGACGAAUACGGCGUUCAGUUCAUUGCCACAAUUGAACAUACGAGAUAUCCGUUCUACGGAGUUCAGUUUCAUCCCGAGAAGAACGCGUUCGAAUGGAAACGCUCGAAGAACUAUGCUCACUCUUUAGAUUCAAUUAAAGCCAAUAGGUACUUCAUGAAUUUCUUCGUCAAAGAAUGCAGGAAGAGCACCCACACGUUUGUUAAUCAGGCUGAAGAGAAUCGAUACGUUAUCUACAAUUACGAGCCCAAGUUCACGGGAGUGCUCGGUAGCGCUUUCCACCAGUGCUACUUCUUUGAGCCCAGAGGAAUUGUUACAAAAUAAAUAAAUCAAGCUUGAGAUAAUAAAGGUUGAGAGAGAGAGAAUAAAGAUUGAAA